This is a messenger RNA of Liolophura sinensis, 4695 nucleotides long. RefSeq names its product rho GTPase-activating protein 19-like. Lineage: Eukaryota; Metazoa; Mollusca; Polyplacophora; Chitonida; Chitonidae. The record is from RefSeq and is a predicted model, not a curated record. The coding region runs from base 144 to 2018 and encodes 624 amino acids. Gene Ontology annotation, cellular component: cytoplasm. Gene Ontology annotation, biological process: signal transduction; regulation of small GTPase mediated signal transduction. Gene Ontology annotation, molecular function: GTPase activator activity. The transcript is spliced from 14 exons.
UAAGAAUUUAGAUUACAGGGCAUAAAGUUAAAAACUUGCUGUGGAGAAGUAUAGUUAAACUAAACAGACUCAAACCAGUAACCACCAGUCAGAAACCUAAUGAACAGUUCCUAAAAUUGACUUUUACUGACUGAGCAGCUGGCAUGUCGACGUCUACGCUGCGACGACGACAGACUGAGGCUGAGAAGAAUGUUGUUCGUCUGCAGAACAUCAUGCCGGACAGGUUCAUCUCUAUUUGCCGUAUGCACCUGUCCUUUAUCCUUGAUCUGGAUGGUGAUGGGCUGGAGGAAUUACUGAGUGAUUCUUACAAGGACAAGAAAAAGCCCUUUACACCAUUCUCUAAAAAGAAAGGACCAGAGAAGUGUGUGUUGUUUGGAUCCCCUUUAACACAGGACAAUAUGGCUCAGAUUUAUCAGCUGAUCGAGUUUCUUGGAAGAGCAACAAGUUUGGAGACAGAAGGCCUGUUCAGGAAGUCAGGUAAUAUUGGUCGUCAGAAAGUAUUGAAAGAAAGGCUGAACAACUGUGAAGACCUGGAAUUGGACAGUGGAGACUUUUCUCCUCACGACUGUGCCACUGUUCUCAAGACAUACCUGGGGGAAUUACCAGAGCCUCUUGUCACAGACAAACACUACCUGGCUCACUGUCAGGUCACAGAAUUGGUGAGAGAAAACAUGACUAGCCGUGAAACGUCACGAGCCAAGAAGAAACAGCUCAAGGCUCUUCAGUUGUUAGUAUUGCUUCUGCCCAGAGAGAAUGCGUUGUUGUUGGAAUGCCUGUUGGACCUACUACAUAAGGUGUCUGUUGUGGAGAAGAAUAUGAUGAACCCCAAGUCUCUGGGGACGGUGUUUGCACCUCACCUUAUCUGCCCGAGAAAGUUGUCACCAGUAGAACUCCAUGCUGUGUCCUCCUUGACAGCAGAUUGUGUGUCAUUCAUGAUUCAACAUGCUCAUGAGCUAUUCAAGAUCCCGCGGGAGGUGGCCAUGGACGUGGGGAACUUCUGGAAGGAGAUGGAGGAUCCGAACAGGAGAGCUAUGUGUCAGCUGGAGGACUUGUCUGUCCUGAUGAGUGCUUCUAAAAGGCAGAAGAUGGAGACAAGUUGUAUUAAAAGGGACUCUAAUGAGGUGAUAAACACCAUUGUGAGUUUUGCGGAUCGUGAGAAGACACAGGAGGCGGAAUCAUCGAUGGACACCCAGGUCGCACUGGCUCAGCUCUAUGCUCAUGUACAGUCCAUGCCUGAGUCAGCCAGGAAACGAAAACUUCUUAAACAGUUCAACCGGGCAAACAGGGUUGGUCUUCCAUCAGGAAAACAUAACCGCAGUAAAUCAUUUGGAGAUGCCUUAAAGAAGCAUCUUCCUGGUAUGUCAAAACACAAGAGGGGGAACUCAAACCAUGACACAGUCUUUUCUGGCUCAACAGAGUGGUACUCUACAGAGGGUAUAAACGUAGAUGCUCUGGACAGUGCGGAUGAGUCUCUAUUUGGUACUCCAGUAGUACGACAGAGGACCUUCUCUGAUAGUGAAACGUCACAGUCUUCCCCACACAUCCCUUCCCCUGUCACAAGGCUACGCUUUGAGAGUAAUGGCAGGCCCAAAUCUCCAAGGACCCCUGCAACUCCGCGGGUUCACAUUGUUGACAUGAGCCUCACCCCCUAUAACAGGUCGAUGCGGAAACGCAGGAGCAGUGAAUCUCUAGACGAAGAGAUAAUUCUGCCUUCAAAAGAAAAGAGAACUCCAAACACGCUGGGGACCCCUAAAACUCCCAAUACUCCUGCUCAGAACACACCUAAAGCUCAGAACCGAGGGACGAGCACGCCAGAACAGCUGCCCUCAUCAGAGAACGAGAUCAACUAUAUCAGUCAACAGGCUCCGAGUAAACGCACCCUCCCCACCACCCCGAAUUACUCCAUCAAGGGGCGACCUGUGGCAUUGGUCUCCCCCAUCACCAAGUCUGUCAUCAAGGCCUCCAGGAGCACCAGGAGAGCACCUGGUGUGAGACUUGCCAAACGUCACAUGAUCUGAUUCAGCAAUCAGUCCUUGUUUCCCCACAGAGAGCUGCAAUGACUCCACGUUCCAGAGCUCCCAUGGCUUUACUGCAAUACUCACCAAUAACACUAGAGAGCUCCAUCUGAGCUGUUUUCUCCCUCGUGAAGUAUAAGCUCUAACAAUGAACUGUUGGCAAUACGGUACAUGUAUAUUAAAACAAGUAUGUAUUUAUUAUAACUUGAUUUCUCACCUUAAGCACAUCUAAAUUAUGUUCUUCUGUUUUGUUUCAGCAGAUGAUGCUAAUAGUAUCAGUAACGUCAGAACUGAAGUCGAACAUUUCAGUUACUUGUACACUGUAGACUGGUUAAUGACAUUUGUAAGGCUCAUCUGACCACUCAAGUCAAGAUUUGGAAAUUAAAUUUAAUUAAAUUGAAAAUUACAGAAUGUGAUUUAUACACACACAACACAACAAAAAAAUGCCACUUGAAGAAACCUCUCGUUUUAUCUGUGGACCACCUUUUGUAUGGAGGUUGGUCUGCUUUGUUACCUACUAGAUUACCUCUGUUAACAGGUCAUUGUGUGGUUUUAAUUUUUAUUUCUUUAUGUUCACAGUGUAGUUCACUUGGCAUUUAUGUAUGGAUUUGAAUCCAGUACAUUACAUUUACAUUGUAAAUUGGAAAUUGUGUAUGUACAUUUAGAAGGAAUGUCAUAUAUUUCACCUGUUUUUCAAGUACAUACAUGUACAAGUACUAUGUAGGGAUUUUAUGAUUGUAUUUACUUAGUCUUUAGUAGCUAUUUUACACUGAGUAUUAUUCAAAUAAAUAUCACAAAAUUUUAUCACCAUCAGAGGAAGUUCGCCAUUUGUCUGGUAACAGUUGAGUCUGGCUAUAUUUUAUGUUAAAUGCAUGUACUGUUGGUAUCAUAAUGUUAUUUUAGAGAGCUCCAUUUGGGCUGUCUAUUUUAUCUCUGCAUGAAUACAUUUUUAGAACUGCAUGUAUAUAGUAUUACAUUUUCUCCAAUAUUUUUUGUAAAUAUAGCUAUUGUAAAUACUACUAAGGUUCCUUUCUGCGCUACUUUGGGGUGCCCCUCGCCAGAAAGUCAGUGGUCCGGAAAAAAAAGGGAAGAACUUUUACAAGGUAAUACCUACAGUUAAGGCAUCUUUUUUGUUUAUUUCCUUUAUGUUUUAUAUACAGCUUGUAAAACUUUACACUAGUUUGUCAAGUGUGUGACAAAAUCUGGUGAAAUGGGGUGGAUCUCUGCAGGCUUUGCCUGUAUUACCCUUAACAAAAAAAAAGAGACAAAUUAGACUGUUUUGUGGAAGGGGCCCUAGUUUGACACUCUAUUGACUGACAGUAAGGUCUUGUCCUUUAUGCAGGGAAACUAAGGGAAACCUGAGAUAAUCAUAAUGAAGUUUCUUCCCCAGGUGCAGGAAUGUAUUGAACUGAUAACAGUAUUCAGAUGCCAAAUCUUAUACUCAGAUAACUGUUUCUCUCUGAGGAAGCCAUUUUGACCCUAACCACGUAAUUGUAGGCAGAAUAGAAAUUAGAGUUAGUUACUCCAUCUUCACUCAAAAGAUAUCUGGUUCUGGUUGUCAGCAGGAACAAAAUGUCCUGUUUCCAAGUAUUUAGUAUAUAUUAGGCUUUAGCAUAUGUCUGAAGCAUGAAGCGUGUAGUUUUGAAAGGCCUGUGACUACUAGUACCCACAAGUGUUGGUUGUCAUGGAAUUGGUGUAUGCUGCCGACAGGCUUGUACAUGUAUGUAAAAAUAUCCUCCUGUGCCACCUUUAAUUUUGUAAGUUAAUCCAAUGCCCUUAAAGGAAUGCACUUCUGAUUAGGCUAGGCCUAAUUACACAGCCAAACAUUUUCCACAAUAAUGAAUAGUGCCUUUAGUGCUGAACACCUUAGCAUACUGAUCUCUUCUACGUUUUUGUCUUGUAAGCACUCCCAUAUUGUGCGUGCGAUCAUAUAGUUGGAUAUAAUGAGCUUGUAAUGAAUCGGUUUUCAUUAUUUUCUCAGCAGGAUAGAUGGCAUGUACUUAGGAUCAACUUCAUUCAGCCAAACAUAUGUGAACUUUUGAUGGUCUUGUACUGCAAGUGUGGCUUGAACAUCCAUGUAUUUUUCAGCAUGUUGCUUCAGGGCACAGCCUCAUGUUGACAUGCAGAUUUUAUUUAUAACCUGUCCAAUGCAAUGAAUUGAUCCCAGUGAUGGAAAAACUGUAACCAUGUGACAUGUACAUUGCUGAGUAUGUAUCAUACAAUGACACUUUCUACUUGCUUAAGCCCGAUUAUCUGAAUAAUGGAUAUAUGUAAUAUUUACAAGAAGUGACACCAACUCUACCAACAGGGAUAGCUGAGACUGGGACCAGAAUAAAUGUAUUAUCUUUCGUCAGAAAAGUUGACCAAAGCCAUUCUGUGUAUUCAGUUUAUAGUAUUUUGCCCUGUACCAGGGUUUUACACUUUGGUUCUCAACUUAGUACAGGAAUAUGCAUUCCAUUUACAGUUUAUUUAUCAAAAUAUUUUAUCGGUUUUUCCCAGUGUCGUUUAUGUCGACAUUAUUGCCAGUUGUACAGAUUAUUUCUUUCUCAUUCCUUUCCUCUAUCAGUCUUGAAAGUUUGCUUUCAUCUACACACCUGUAAAUUAGCCUUCUGUUAGAAUAGCAUGUGAAUGUUGCAUGUAUUGUUACUUUUAUGUAUAAUAAAGUCUUUUAUGUAAUUGA